Messenger RNA from Cygnus atratus (black swan), 3252 nucleotides. It is a transcript of the gene STAM2, whose product is annotated as signal transducing adaptor molecule 2. Gene Ontology annotation, biological process: signal transduction. Gene Ontology annotation, molecular function: phosphatidylinositol binding; ubiquitin binding. Gene Ontology annotation, cellular component: endocytic vesicle. The record is from RefSeq and is a predicted model, not a curated record. NCBI's taxonomy places the organism in Eukaryota, Metazoa, Chordata, Aves, Anseriformes, Anatidae. Bases 80 to 1657 code for a protein of 525 amino acids. The transcript is spliced from 14 exons.
GGGCGGGCGCUGCCCGGUGCUGGCGGCGGAGGAGCGGGGCCGGGCCGGGGGCCGGGGGCCGGGGGGCGCUGCCGCCGCCAUGCCGCUGUUCGCCGCCAACCCCUUCGAGCAGGACGUGGAAAAGGCUACAAACGAAUAUAACACCAGCGAGGACUGGGGUCUUAUUAUGGAUAUAUGUGACAAAGUUGGCAGUACUCCUAAUGGAGCAAAGGAUUGCCUUAAAGCCAUCAUGAAGAGAGUAAAUCAUAAAGUUCCCCAUGUGGCUUUGCAAGCGCUUACACUUUUAGGAGCCUGUGUAUCAAACUGUGGAAAAAUAUUUCACUUAGAAGUGUGUUCUCGUGAUUUUGCUAGUGAAGCUCGAGGUAUAAUAAACAAGGCUCAUCCAAAAGUAUCUGAGAAGCUGAAAGGUCUAAUGGUGGAGUGGUCAGAAGAAUUUCAGAAGGACCCACAGUGCAGCUUAAUAUCCGCAACAAUUAAAUCUUUAAAGGAAGAAGGUGUAACUUUUCCUGCCGCUGGAUCACAGGCUACCACAAAUGCUGCUAAGAAUGGUUCAUCAUUAAGUAAAAACAAAGAAGAUGAAGAUAUAGCUAAAGCUAUUGAAUUGUCAUUGCAAGAGCAGAAACAGCAACAAAUGGAAACCAAAUCCUUGUACCCAUCUGCAGAAAUUCAGCAAACCAGUCAGAACUCAAGGAAGGUGCGAGCUCUCUAUGACUUUGAAGCUGUCGAGGACAAUGAGCUCACCUUUAAAAGUGGAGAAAUUAUUUUUGUUUUGGAUGACAGCGACGCCAAUUGGUGGAAAGGUGAAAAUCAUAGAGGAGUGGGAUUGUUUCCGUCUAAUUUUGUGACUUCUGACUUAAAUGUUGAACCUGAGGCGGCAACUGUGGAUAAAAAUUGUGUUCCUGAGGAUACUACAGAAGAAAUUAAGAAAGCAGAACCUGAGCCUGUAUAUAUAGACGAGGACAAGAUGGAUAAAACACUGCAGGUACUUCAGAGUAUAGAUCCUACAGAUCUAAAGCUUGAUUCUCCAGACCUUCUAGACUCAGAAGAUAUUUGCCAACAAAUGGGUCCAAUGAUAGACGAAAAACUAGAAGAGAUAGAUAGAAAACAUUCAGAAUUAUCUGAAUUGAAUGUGAAAGUUCUGGAAGCUUUGGAGCUCUAUAACAAACUGAUGAAUGAAACGCCGAUGUAUUCAGCCUACUCAAAACUCCACCAUCCCGCACAAUACCCACCUACAUCUUCUGGUGUUUCAGUGCAGUCAUAUCCUGUACAGCCACCUAGUGGAAACUACAUGAUCCAAGGUGUUCACCAAGUCACCAUUUCCCCAGGUUAUGGCCUAGGACCUGAUCAGAUGGGGCAGCUGAGGUCUCUGCCUCAAAAUAUAAAUUCUUCCGGAGCAACUCAGCCUGCUCAAGCUGCCUAUUUAAGCCCAGGACCAGAUUCUGUGCUGAACCAGACGUACGUGAACCAGAAUGCUGGUCUUCCAUCAGCUGCCAGCACAGCUGCCUACAGCCAGCAGCAGAUGGGAGUAUCGGUGGAUAUGUCAGCCUACCAGAACAACGCGUCCAGUUUGCCCCAAGGACCAGCUUAUCCCAUGGCAGUUCCUGCUCAUUCCGUUCUGCAGCAACAAACAACCUACCACCAACAGCCCCUCCUUUAAAAACAAACCAGGCUCAUAUUUCUAAAAUAACGAAUACAGUUUGCUGAAGCUAAUGAUUUUUUAUUAAUACCUGUCACAGAUAUCAAAAUGCAUUUUCCUUUUUAAGUAACCCAACUUAGUGCAUUAGGGUGAUGCUGAGUAAAAAUACACAUCAGAACCGGUCGUUAAUCGUUUGCUUAAAGGUAGUUUGAACUAGAUUAGGUAACGGUUUAAAAUAAUUUCAGAUUACUUUGAGCCCUUAGUUCAGUGGUUUCAAGAAACGCCGUUUGUGAGUCUGAAAAUAAGUAAAAAGAUUGGCCAGAAAUAAUUUUUUUAAUGUGUUUCUGGAAACUUGAGGACGCAUACUCAGCGGUAUGCGUUGCUCUCAUUACGCAUUGUCUCUUCUGGUGUCUCACUGUAAUCUUUCUAUCCAAGUAGCUUCAGAAAAUCUCUGCUGAUUUAGACACCUCCUUCUCUCUGUGCUGCUGUCGUGAGCUUUAUGACACGGUGUGCACUAGAUAAUUGGAACAGCUGCACGAGUUAAUCAGAUGAGAGCUGGAGGAGAAAAUGAUUUGAUACUGUGACGGAGAGGACCAUGUACCUACAGAAGUAUGAGGAAUGAUGUUUUUGCAGUGCUGCCUAUUAGAUUUUGGGAAACUACAGAGAACUCUGAUGUGUUUCUCGUGAAAGAAAUUGCGGGGGGUUGCUUGAACUUGCUUUUGGCAGAGGUGGUACAUGCAAGGGAUGCUCCCAGCAGACUGUGGGUACUCCGGAUAUGAGGUGCUGAGCCAGGGUCUUGUACAGAAUGUAUUUUCUUUUCCUUUUUCUGUUGUAUGUAGAAGUGAAGGAGAACUGUAGUUCUGUAUGGUAAAGGAGGGGCUCAAGAAUGUUUGAAGCUUAAGACUGAGAAUCCACCUUUGUUCCAUUUCCAUUGGGGAGGCAAGUGGAACAGGAAUCAUCUUUAUGGGACCAGGGGGUUCUUGCCUCUCUAGGAUUUCCUUUUGCUGCUGCCAUUUACAUGUCUAAAUAAACACUGGUUACAGAGGGAAACUCUUAAACCAGUUGGGAAAGGUGUAUUUAACAGCCCGCGUAUAGGCAGACUACGCGUGCUCUGUGAGUGUGCUCCUCAUUUAAUACAAGGAACGGCUGCAUAUUGAAAAUAUCAGACGUCCUUAGAAAAGGAAUUGUCUUGGGACUGUGGAAGUGAAGCAUUUGGUGGCUAAGACAAGAAAUCUUAAGAAUUUCUUCCCUGAUGCACUUUUUAAUGGGUAGGUUCUUUUUUUUUCCUUUAAGGAGGAACAGUUGAGCUGAGUUACCUUUCAGGAAUGUUUUUUCUUUUAUGGUUUCAGCCUCUGAAAAAAUCACGUAGUUCUCCUGUUUACCUACUCAGUUUAGCAUAGUCGUAUUUAUACAUAUUUUAACAAUUUUACGAUGAGUAAUAAUCUUUAGAUUGGGAAAAUAAUGAAAGCAAAUCACUGAUAAAACAUCUUGUUAAAUGUCUGAAACUCCAAAAAUGUCUAAAUAAGUAUGUUUGGUGUAUAAUUUUUCUACCAAAUGAGAACUGUCAGAUUGUAGACUGUUGCUGAGUAAUAAAAACCACCGUUCACUCAGUGCCA